CCGCCUCCACUGCGCAGGCGCACUUCCUCCAGGACGCAGCGACAGAGCGAGCCCAUCCACAGAGAACACACAGAGGGGUCAAAAUGGCCCUCGAUAAUCUCAUCUUCGCCCAGUGCAUCCUCUACUUCUUAGCCUUCGUGUUCGGCUUCAUCGCCGUGGUGCCUCUGUCGGAGAACACGGAGGACUUCGGCGGGAGGUGCCUGCUGUUCACGCGGGGGAUGUGGCAGAACGAGAACAUCACGGUGUCCAAGCAGCGCUUCAUCGUGGAGGAGUGGGGACCCGAGUCCUCCUGCAGCUUCAUCACCUUCGUCGGGAUCGCGUCCCUCAUCCUGUCCGCGGUGCAGGCGUGGAGGCUGCUCUUCUUCCUGUGCAAAGGACACGACGACUCCCUCUUCAACGCCUUCCUCAACCUGCUGAUCAGCUCCCUGGUGGUGUUCACAGUCUUCCUGUCCAGCACCAUCGUCAGCGUGGGCUUCAACCUGUGGUGCGACUCCAUCACCGAGGGGGGGACCAUGCCCAGCAGCUGCGAGGACCUGCAGGACACUGAUCUAGAACUUGGCCUGAACAACUCUGCUUUUUAUGACCAGUUUGCUAUAGCUCAGUUUGGCCUGUGGGCUGCCUGGCUCACCUGGCUGGGCAUCUCAGUGAUGGCGUUCCUCAAGGUUUACCACAACUACAGACAAGAGGACCUGCUCGACAGCCUGAUCCACGAGAAGGACUUGCUGCUCGGCCGCUCCGCGCGCCACAGCUCCGACCUCAAGACCGGCAUGAUCUAGAAAAAAAAAAAGCCAGAGGAUGUGCAGACACACACAUUGUCAUUCACACCAAACCGUGUAUCGUCCUCCACCUGCCACAAGAAACACCGAUGUUUCCCUGUGUAGACAAUCAAAAUCUAUUGGCUUGUGCUCCCAUUGACCAUGGAUUGAAUGAAACAGCAGGUUUUAGCUUUGUUCUGCAGAGAUGAUAGAUUCCCCCUCAGAAAUCUACCAGUGAUUGCUAAUCCUCAGAGUGUCCUGCUUUAUUCUACCACUGUGUACACACACAACUAUAGCCUUUGAUAGUAUUCAAAUCAAACCAGUAUUAGUAUUAAAACCAAACCAGUGGAAAUUACACCCACUUUUUCUCAACUCAUGACUUUCCAUUUAGCAGCAGAGUAUUAUUGGCUUCGGACGGAUCGGCCGAUGGAUCACGUUCUCUCGGAACUUCUGCAUGGACGUAAUGCAUGGCGAUUUUAUAGGGUGGUUUUUAGAUGUAAAGGGAUUUCCUCUUGUUUUAUAAGCCAAAUACACAUGUUCCAUGCUAGGAUGAAGUGAGAAGUCUUUGCAUGCUGCAGCAAAGUCAAAUGAUAUUUGCUUUAGAGUUUCAUAAGGGUCUUUAUAUAAAAACGACAAAUUGUAGUUCAGGACCGUCGUGUAUCAGGCAGCAGGUUCCUAGAAAAUGCUUUAGGCAAUUACGUGAGAUUAAAAAAAGGGAUCCGAUCUUAUGCCACAUUGUAACUCAUGCUUCUCCCUUAUACUUUAUAGACUACAUACCAAUAUGCUGCUUUACUGUGAAUAGAUGCACAACUGUACCUGCAUGCAUCUCUCCCCCUGUUCCAUAUCACGCGUCACACACGUUACACACUCACUUCAGCUCCUUCGGGGGAUACGCUCGGGCGUUUCAGUGCAUGUACGUGAGAGCGGCUUCAUCUUCCUCAGAGGUUACAAUGAAGAAACCUGCUUGACUUUUAUAGGCAAUGACAGUUUUAUUCAAAACAAUUGAAAUCAUAAAAACGGUGGGAACUGAGAAAAACCCUCCAGAAAAGGCACUUCUUUCAAAGUGUAACCGCGACUGUUUGGACAGUGGUGAAAUGCAGCCUCUAAGCUAAAUGUGCACAUACAGGACAUGAGUUCACUGGGUAUUGUUUUUAUUGCUAAGGACAGUUUAGUUUAGACAGUACAGAGUUGAGAGUAGUUCCUUCUUCUCCACAGGCGCCGUUCGCCUCAUGCUGCUCUGACGUUCAAAUGUGAGUUCUUACAAAUCCAACACUUUCCCUCUGAGUUCCCUGAAACCUGUUAAAUAUAUGUAUAUAUAAUAUAUAUAUAUAAAGAAAAAUGUUAUACCGGAAA
Messenger RNA from Hippoglossus stenolepis (Pacific halibut), 2108 nucleotides. Its product is annotated as transmembrane protein 179. The coding region runs from base 84 to 776 and encodes 230 amino acids. Lineage: Eukaryota; Metazoa; Chordata; Actinopteri; Pleuronectiformes; Pleuronectidae. The record is from RefSeq and is a predicted model, not a curated record. The transcript is spliced from 4 exons.